This is a messenger RNA of Cydia strobilella, 1017 nucleotides long. RefSeq lists its product as uncharacterized. NCBI's taxonomy places the organism in Eukaryota, Metazoa, Arthropoda, Insecta, Lepidoptera, Tortricidae. The transcript is spliced from 4 exons. The record is from RefSeq and is a predicted model, not a curated record. Bases 1 to 1017 code for a protein of 338 amino acids.
AUGGUUAAAAAAAAGUUACAAGUGGCACCAGUUACCGAGAAGAUAAAGGAAUCCAGACUAAGGUGGUUCGGACAUGUGAUGCGUCGACCCGAAAACCACGUUGUGAAAAAGUGCCUUUCCAUGGCUGCAGCAAAGGGAGGAAGGGGCAGGCCAGUAACUACCUGGCUGACGAAUGUCCGGAGAGACAUGAAGGAGUUGGGCCUGUCCAGUGACGACGCAUAUCAGCGAACAAACAAAAUAAAAUUUACUAUGGAGUUGGAAAAAGACUGUUCUCUCCCCUUCUUAGAUGUAUUGGUAAAAAGAAAUCCUGAUAACACCCUAGGUCGCACUGUGUAUAGGAAACCUACUCAUACUGAUAGGUACUUAAAUGGCAAAUCGCAUCACCAUCCCAGUCAACUUGUUACAGUAGGCAAAUCUUUGUUUCAGAGAGCCCAGAGGAUAUGUGAUGACCAGCAUCUGGCCGCGGAGCUCCAGCAUGCCAGGCGCGCGCUCCAGGCAAACGAGCUCAGGAUACCGCGGGUCAACCAGAGGUCCCACAUUAAGAUCCCCACAGUUGAGCGCAGGCCUGCCAUUCUGCCUUUUGUCAGGGGGGUCACGGACAGGAUCAGCCACAUCUUGAAGCGUGCUUCUAUAAAAACAUAUUUCAAGCCAAUGAAGAAGAUGUCACAAUUCCUGAGGCCUGUAAAAUGCAAUACCCCUCUACAGACUGCAGGAGUGUACAGGCUGGACUGUGAGUGUGGCCUAUCAUAUGUCGGGCAGACGAAACGGAGCAUUUCCACUCGGGUGAAGGAACACAUAGCUGAUGUCAAGCACCGUCGACCUAGGUCUGCUGUCUGUGAGCAUGUCAUGGAUAAAGCCAAUCACUCAAUCAAGUUUGAUAAGCCUCUGGUUCUUGCCAAGGAGAAGCGUUACAUACCCAGAAUGCUGCGCGAGGCCAUUGAGAUUAAGAAAUAUCCAAACUUUAAUAGGGAAGAUGGCUUUUCUCUACCACCAGCUUGGGAUCCUGUAGGUGGAUAA